Messenger RNA from Procambarus clarkii (red swamp crayfish), 4980 nucleotides. It is a transcript of the gene BNIP3, whose product is annotated as BCL2 interacting protein 3. Lineage: Eukaryota; Metazoa; Arthropoda; Malacostraca; Decapoda; Cambaridae. Gene Ontology annotation, biological process: positive regulation of apoptotic process; mitochondrial outer membrane permeabilization. The record is from RefSeq and is a predicted model, not a curated record. Gene Ontology annotation, cellular component: nucleus; mitochondrial envelope; mitochondrial outer membrane.
AGUUGAGUGGUGGACUGCUGGUGGGGGAGACGUGUGUGAGGAAAACACAGAUGGUGUCCUGGCUUCUACUGACACUGUACUCUGCAACUUGUUGACGGAGUCAUUGUCAUUUCAAUGGAAGUGAUGUAGAAAAGAGAAAAGAAUACAAUAUUAUGUUUCAUUCGUCGAUUUUCUGCACAUUUGCGCUUCAGAAAAUUUGAAAACGAGUAUUUGUUAAGCACGACUAACACCUGGAGGGCCGUAACAGGCGAGAGUGACCAUGGUGAGCGUGGUGAGUAGCCUGCUGUCCCACACGCUGUGGCGGGUGGUGGGCGCCGACCCCCAUCAUCAUGAUGGGCCGAAACAACCGCACUCCUCCAAACAACAUCUUCCCACGGCCGACACCACCUUAUCCCACGCCUGCGGCACCACCAGGAGGCUCCUCGGCCACACAGAGGGUAGGAGUUUGCAGGCCGUGACGGAGCACCUGUGGGAGAAGGGCGGCGGGGAGCUGUACUGUGGCUGUGAGGCAACUCAUAAAGAUAAGCGGCCUGACAACCUGCGACUCCCUUUGGAAGCUAAAGUGGACGUGAUUGACCCUUGCGAUGCGUGGGUCGUACUCGACGCCCCCUUUUCACCACGUGAUGGCAUGCCGCGGCCCGCGUUGCCGCCGUUGCUGCCAUCCAGCGCUAGGACCAGUACGGUAAAUGUGUCCCCGACAGCCAUUUCAUCUCCGCCUGCCCCUUCCCCGGCCCUCGAGUGGUGGCAGAGCUGUUUUGCUCCGUCUGAUUCCUCUGUUGCUCCAGCAUGUGUUGAGGUACCGUCGCCUGUGCCCCUUUGUGCAUCACCUCGUAGAGAGGUAAGUCAGGAGACAACCAAUUCGAAAGUUGGUGACUUGGCCACGGAUUCUCAGAUUGACCAGGAAUUGAGUUCUAGCUCGAACGACCAUGGGAUAAUUUGUCGUCAGAUGGACAAAGAAUUAACAAAUUACCAGGAGAACCAAAAGAUGAUUAGAUAUGAUGCGUAUCAGGAAGAGAUUUCAUCAAAUUCAUUCCUAGGAAAGAGAAGUGAUGAUAUACGCGGGAUAGUGUGCCCAGACUUACCCAGGAGUUUUACAGGAAGGUCCCGCGGGUCGGCGCCGGGGUCGAGAAAAAUUGCGACUCUUGGCAGCCCAGGGAGCAGAGCGGACAGAUGGCGGUGGCGGCGUCAGUGUCCUCACCGCUCUCGAUCAGAAGACAUCUUGUCUGUUAUGCGCCGGCGUAGUGCAUCCUCUUGCGACGCGGACACUAUGAACCCGUCCACGCACUCUGGCAUCGAUGAUAUCACUGAGACAACUACUUCCAUACAACCCGGAGCCCGUGCACUCCCCCCAGAGAAUCAACCUCGUAGUUUUAAUUAUAUUUAUAAACCUAUGGCGGAGAGAUCUAAUGUAGGCUUAGUUGAGGGUAAGCACUUGAGGAAUAGUGUGAGCUACAGAGAGGACAUCCGAGCCUUUGACAUAUACAAGAUAACAAAGCCUAUUGGACCAGGAGAGUACUCGCGUCUACCCUCCCCUCCAGCACAGUCCGAUCCUGAGAUAAAGGAAGUAACGGUCACACAUGAUGGGCUUAGGAACAGAAAACGAAGGAGCACUGAACACCGAAAGCCCGGAGAAAAGAAAAGAUACCGAGAAGACGAGGAAGAUGCAACGAUGGCGUUAGAAGCAACCACCUUGCUUCUUCCCUCGCCAUUACAACUCCAAGAGAGUUUAAGCACAACAGUAACCAAGGCCAUUAACACAGUACCACGUCCCUCAUCCUCUUCCAGCACAAGUAACGUUCCACCUCAUUCCUCCCCCAUCACCACCACCACCAAGACGACGACCCCUACCGUGACUGGUAAAAAAGAUGAGGAGGACGUGGGUAGCGACGACACGACGAGUGACGCAAACGAUGACGAUGACGAGGCCUCCACGGUCGUCCCCGAGGACUUCAGCGAUGAAACGGACUCCGACAUCGAAGUCUUGGCUCAGUCCGAGUCGUGGGUUGAUCUGUCAGACCAGCCAGGGAGUCCUGACCGUGUGACUCCACUGCCCUUUGGGAAUGGUGAGGAGUACUUGCGGUUGUUGAGGGAGGCCCAGCGGGAGAGCAACCAGUCUUCUGCUCGUGUCUCGCUGUCUUCUUCGCGCCGUGACACACCUAGGGACUCUCCACACGAUUCGCCGAAGUCCCCACCAAACAGCCCUAACACUGAGAUGACUACAGAACCCGAGGAGGCUAUAUUAAAAGGGGUCUAUAUUAAUUACUACAAUAAGGAGGGAGACUUCAUUAGGGUAGAAAAGAACACGGAAACAGACUGGAUUUGGGACUGGAGCAGUCGACCUGACCAGACUCCACCAAAGGAGUGGCGGUUUAGUCAUCCUCGUAAAGGCGUGAGCCGUGGUGCCAGUAUCCGCCGUGUAAUGGUGGGCAACUCUUCACUCUUCUCCCGGGAUGUCCUUUACACCCUCCUUAUCACCAAUGUUUUAUCUCUUCUUAUUGGUACUGGCAUUGGGAUCUGGUUGUCGAAACGAUCAGGCGUCGAAAUUGUGACGUCUUUGCCUAUCAACUGAUUACUGGUGGUAUCCACCAGUCACUCGUCUCACUGUGGCAACCAUUGAAAAUUGUUCAGUCUGUAUUCACUAAUACUUGGCAUCUGUUUUGAAAGGCUUUGUUAUUAAAUAUUUUUGUUAAUGAAGUAACUCUUGUUUUCAGUUUAUCUUGACCUAUUAUGUUAUCAAGGCUUUAGGAUUUGCUGAAGUUCUGUAAGACUGUCUCAUCAGUCUUUUAUUCAAAUACCUGAACAAUACCUUGGUUGAGAAAGAGCAACCCAACUUUGUUAGACGAGUAUAUUUGUAGGUUAGAAACUCGGUGUCAGGUAGUGCCAGGUAAAUACAUUAAAUGCACAUUAUGAGGACUGAUAACUCUUUAAAUAUUCAGUCAACUCUUGUAAUAAUGUGAUAAGUAUUUCCUUUCAUAUGACAUGAAUAUAUAUAUCCUGAUAAAAGGUUUUGGAAAAUUAUAAUUUCCAAAAAAUUCCAAUGAGUAGUUUGUUUCAAGAAAAAAUAAAAGGAAUAAUUUUGUUGAGUUGAAUAUUAUUCAACUUUACAAGGACAUUUUCCUUCCUACUGUAGUACUUUAGUCUCUUUCAGUGUUAACUUUCCCCAGCUGUCCAAAAUAGUUUGCAUAAGCUUUUUUUUUAUACACAGUGUUGCUGUCUUCUCUAGUAAGAUCACUAUAUGUAAUGUGAGGAAACAACACCAGCAAAACCUGUACAAAAUAGUUUGGGGAGGUUGGACAAUUAUCUAGUCACAUGAUGGCAGUACAGUAGAGAAGCUGCUCCAGUGGCUGCACAGAUGAACUCAGCUUUGUCAAAAUCUAAUUUGUUGAGGCUUGUAUUCUCUAGGCACUAAGGGUCAAGCUGUUUGUCAUUGUUGGCACUUUAUGAACUUUAAAGUACAGAACUAUAUUCACUUUUUGUUUUGUUCAACAAAUUAAGCUUUUUGUACUUUUGUCUUUAAAUGUUUGUAUUUUUUGCAAAGUUUUCAUAAACUGUGUUUCACAGCUUUUAAGUUGCCUCAUAAACCUGUUUAAAGGUUGACUAAUCCUAUUGGAAGUGCACAGUAUGACAGGGUGUCUAGAAUACAUUCCUUUAGAUAUUCAAGAUCUUGUAUUUGAAACACUAGGUCAUUGCUUCAUUUAAUUGCUAAUUCCUCAGUCUAGAAUAGUUAUUCUUUAGAUACGAAUUAAAUUUUUUUAUCGUUAUCGUGGUUCAUCUGAGAUCAUGUGUGAGGCUAGAGGUAGAUAUCACACUCGUAACUUGAUUAUACUGUACAUUCAGGCUGGCCGCUUAGCAUGUUCCUGAUGUGUUACCCUUAGAGCUUUAUAAAUCAUUUGUAAAAUUGCUCUAUGGAUGGCUACACUGUAUCUGACACAUUGGAUGGUUGAAUAAAACCACUACUAUGAUAUAUUAACAGUUAAAGAAUUAAAACUUUUUGCUGUUUAAUGUAAAUUUUAAGGAAGAUUUUUAACUUUGUAAAAUGGUUGAUGAAUGAUUUAUGCAUUUUAAUAUUAAACACUAGUAUGUUAGCUAUAAAUUGUUGGUCUUCAGUGUGUGAGAAUAGGUAUAUGAAACCAGGAACACUGGUACCUUGUGGCAUCCAGCUCUUGGAAGCAGAAAUAUCUUGUAUAGAGGUAUUCUGUGACUAUUUUUUGUUACAAUAUUUUAUAUGGUAAUAGGAAGCUAUAAUAGCUUCCUUGCUAAUUCUCACAACUCUUUGAAUACUUAUAGAAAAUGUAAGAGCAUUUAGGUAAUUCCAUGUGGUCAUGGGCUGUGCAAGUGUGAGGACCUUCAUGGUAGUGAGACUUUAGGACAUGUCAUAUUUUUCAGUAAAUGGCAAGUUACUUUGAAAAAUAAAAAAAUUCUUUUCGUCAUUUUCAUUAAGAUAAUUUAUCAACUUGAUCUUCAGCAUUGGCAGACAUUUUCUUGACCAUUGAGCAAAGAAUGUCCAUAAUUUUGAUAAAACAUACUUAAUCAGAUUUUGUGUAGAAUUUCCCUGAUUUAAUGGCAAGAGUUAUAUGGGUCCUACUGUCAAUCACUUUUUAGUAGUGUUGGUUUUUAAAAUUCUCUGAUAUAAGCAUUUACAAAAAGUUUGAAAAUAAAAAUAAACCCUUGCAUAUAUUUCCAGUAUUUCUAGUGUUACUACUAUCUUCAUGUACGUACAAGCAAGUGUAACAGUUCUCGGGACCGUCUUCUCCUACACUGCAGAGUCCAAAGGCAGCACUUCCUGCUGGACUGUCUUGAAUUUGUCUGCUGUCUGAAUUUUUGCAUUUUAAGUAUAAUGGAAUGAAUUAUAUAUACAGUACAUAUAGGAGGAAAGCCUUAUGGAUAAUUCACACGCAGAGUUGGACAAGACAACAUCCAGCUUUCUAGUUUUGUAAUGCUGUCAGGAAAAGGCCAAAUAUAUAAAAAAUAGUAAUGUGA